CUCUCUCACCUAUGUACAGUACCACACAUCCCCUCUCGAAAAGUUUUUAACUUUAGUGAUUCCUUCAUUUUUAUCUCUCUUCAAGCUAGAAACGACAAUAAUUCUGGAAGCUACCGAGUUUAAAUAGAGGAGAAGAUAUACACACUCCUAGGCCAUUUGCAUUUGAUAGAGUAUUAGAAUUAUGUGGAGGGUUUCUCCAAGAUUUUGAAGGGAGCUCUUAUAAUUUUAAUUAAAAUUCAUCUACUGUCUCUGUUUUUUUUGUUUUGUUUUUGUUUUUUGUUUUUAUCAAGAUCGUCGGCGUCCAUAUUGAACUACAAGUUCCAAAAAAGUAGAGCGAGAGAUGGUGAGAGAGAGAAGGUACAAUUAUAAUAAUCGUAAUCAUAAUAAUACAUCAUCAAGGAGCAGAAAUGGAGUUGGAGGUGGUGAUGAUGAUGAUGAAAUGAUGAUGAUGAUGAGCAGUAAGAGUAAGCCUGCAUGGCUAGAAGGAUUGAUGGCAGAGACAUUCUUUGGAGGUUGUGGGGUCCACGAGAAUCGCAGAAAGAAUGAGAAGAACGUCUUUUGCUUGCUCUGUUGCCUUAGUAUCUGCCCUCACUGCCUUCCCUCUCAUCGCUCUCAUCCCCUCCUCCAGGUGAGAAGAUAUGUUUACCAUGAUGUUGUUCGAUUGGGGGAUCUUGAGAAGCUCAUUGACUGUUCUUAUAUUCAGCCCUAUACAAUAAACAGUGCCAAAGUGAUAUUCUUGAAUCAGAGACCACAGUCAAGAUCCUGUAAGGGCUCAUCCAACAAUUGCUUCACUUGCGACAGGAUACUCCAAGAUCCAUUCCAUUUCUGCUCUCUCUCGUGCAAGGUUAAUCACUUGGUGGAUCAAGGGGAUGAUCUCUCGGCUAUUCUUUACAGGAUUGAUGAAUCUGAUUUUGCGUUUUCCCAAUUUGAGGGAUUGAGGAUGGACGGCUCUGAAAUUAUUGAUGAUGAUGGUCAAAUUACCCCGAGCUCCAUUUUUGAGAACCCAUCACAACACAGAGGCUCGUCAUGCUCCAAUGAACCGGAGGUCCUAGGAAAGGAGGAGAAAAAAAGUGGCUUUCUUCCGGGGAAUUUCUUCUCUUUGAGCAGCAGGAGAAAGGGAUCUCCUCAUAGGGCUCCUCUCUCUUAACUGUCUACAAAAUUCAAAAAGAAAGAAAGAAAGAGGGCGGUUUAUAUAUAUAUAUAUAU
Molecule: messenger RNA, 1206 nt
Organism: Populus euphratica (Euphrates poplar)
Lineage: Eukaryota; Viridiplantae; Streptophyta; Magnoliopsida; Malpighiales; Salicaceae
Exons: 4
Coding region: 341-1147 (268 amino acids)
Source: RefSeq, a predicted model, not a curated record